Messenger RNA from Ceraceosorus bombacis, 2711 nucleotides. The record is from the annotation of a GenBank genome assembly. NCBI's taxonomy places the organism in Eukaryota, Fungi, Basidiomycota, Exobasidiomycetes, Ceraceosorales, Ceraceosoraceae.
AUGGCAAAACAGGCCAAACGAACGAAAAAGUUCAUCAAGAAUAAUCUGACCGACACCAUCAAGUCUCGGCGGGACAGAUCCAAGAAGAAGGCGGUGAUAGAGAGGUCCAAGCAGGCCAAAGCUAUCAGGUCAGGCCGAGCUUCCAGCUCGUCCAAGCGCAGCGACAGAGCUGAUCAAGAUGAGGAUGUGCCGCGCACAAACAAAAAGUCGGAUCAGCGGGUGAUGGGCGUGGAAGAGUUCUUGGGUGGUGGCUUCGAACAAGGGCUGAAUGCAGACGAAGAUGAGGAGGCUGCUGGCAGCAUGGACUCUGAUGAGCAGGGUGAUGAUGAGGAUGUGGAAGAAGAAGAUGAUGAUCUGGAGGAUCUUGAAGAUGGCGCAGGUGGGUGUAUGCGUGCCCGCGACAUGGCGCAUGCGCUGAGCAAGCGAGGUCGCUUUGCUUACGUCUGUACUGAACAACUCUUGCGUGUAUGAUUCUGCCCCUCUCUCGCGACUGCAGAGGACGAAGAGCUGGAUGAGGUAGCGCACGCUAAGCAGAUCCAAGCUUUGGCCAAGAGCGACCCCACCUUCUACAAGUAUCUGCAAGAGAACGAUCAAGAUCUGCUCGAGUUUGGAGGCGCAGGGAUGACGGGAGCCGGUGGUGAGGACGAUGAUGACGAAGGGGCAGACAGCGACGAUGAGCGGGUCACCGCCAAAUUCAAGGGCAAAAGCAAAGCUGCAAGCGAUGACGAGGGUCCGGUCGUAGUGACGCCUGCCCUUCUCAGAAGUUGGCAAGAGUCCAUGAUCCAGGUGAGAAGUGGUGGAUUAGGAUCUUUGCACGCUGCACUAGCCUCAUCACAUGAUCAUGCCAAACCUCUUCCUAUGCCACCACCACGAAUCACCAUCCUCCAUCCGCCGCCCCCCACCCCCUUCCCCUUCCCCCAACAACAGCAACACUCCUUGCGCGCCUUGAGACGCCUUCUGCUGGCUUUCAGAGCAGCUGCACACAUGUCUGAGCCAGAGUCAGAAGAGCAAGCAUCAGCCUACAUAGUCACCUCCGCCAAAGCGUUCAACAAGAUCAUCCUCACCGCUUUGAAGUACAUGCCCAUGGUGCUGGCGCAUCACGCCCCUUACAAGGAGGUUCCUCUCGCCAACGGUGCCGGUCACAAAUACAAGCUGCCAACUGGCAACAAGAAAUUUUCUCAGCUUCAAAAACCCAUACAGAGCUUCUUCACCAAUGUCCACAAGCUCUUGAAGACGCUGACCGAUCACGACACUUUGUAUGCUGUCGUUGCUGACAGCUCCAAAGCGAUUCCUUGGCUGCUGUCUAAUCCCAAGGCGACUCGCGAACAUCUCAAGGUCAGUGCACGUUUGUAGACGUCUGGCCAAGCUUUACCUUCGUAAUCUGAUUGAAAGUCUUCUCCUGGCAGCAUUUGUUCGACCUAUGGACCUCGUCCGCGGACCGAGUCAGGAUCGCCGCAUUCUUUAGCAUUCGUCAAAUUGCCGCUGCAAGCAAUGACAAGAUGCUCGACUUUUGCCUGAGGGUGAGCUGUACGUCUCUUACCUCGCCUCGCCCGCUUGCUGAGCCACGUUGUGGACUCCUCUUCUUGCUCGUCAUCUUCAAGGGAACCUACCAAAGCUUCGUUCGCUCGACUAGGAACACCACUAUCCACACGCUAGGGGCCAUCAAUUUGAUGAAGAACAGCGCGACUGAGCUGUUCGCAUUGGACCAAAGAGCAGGGUAUCAGCAUGCAUUUGGCUUCAUUAGACAGCUGGCUAUUCACCUGAGGGGUGCCCUGAAGACGAGAACCCAAGAGAGCUACAAAGCGGUCCUCAAUUGGCAGUACCUGCACUGCUUGGACUUUUGGUCUCUCAUCCUAGCUGCUGCCUGUGAUAUGCAGCAAGGCAAAGGCGAUGAGAUGCAGCCGCUGAUUUAUCCGCUCGUCCAAGUGACAUCCGGCGUUCUGAAGUGAGUCAGUCGUGACUCAUGUUGGCGGAAAGUCGUGCUGCAGAGCUAGCGCUGACACGCCCGCCCCCCUCACACGAUGCGCAGGCUCAUACCAACUUCGAGGUACUUCCCAAUGCGUCUGCAUCUGGUGAAUAGUAUGCUGCGUCUGUGCAGGAGGACCGGUGUCUAUAUACCCCUCGCGCCGCCUUUGCUGGAAGUGUUCGACGCAGCAGAGUUCCAUCGCAAGGAUAAGCCGUCGACGCUCCUUCCUCUCAAUUUCGAGGUCACGCUCCGAGCGCCUCAAGGCUACGUGCGCACUCGCGUCUUCGCUGACGCUAUAGCCGACGAGACUUGUGCUGUCCUGCUCGAGUACUUGGCCACGCAGAGCCGAAGCAUUGCCUUUCCGGAGCUGGUGAUUCCCAUCCGAACUCAGCUUCGACGAACGCUCAAAGGGUGCAGAUCGCCCAAACUCUCUUCCAACUUGAAGAACAUCCUCCACAAGAUGACGCUCAAUUCUCAGUGGAUCGAGAAGAAGAGAAGGAACAUUGAUUUCGCUCCGAAGGAUAGGAGGCAGGUUUUGAGCUUCUUGAAGAACGAAACACAGGAGAGUCCGCUGGAAUCUGCUGCUAGACUCCAAAGGAAAGUAAGAGAGCAGCAGAAGCAGCUCUUGCAAACCAGCGAGAUGGCGCAAGCUGACGGGGAUGAGGACGAAGAUGAGGAGAUCGAAGAUGAGAGUGAGGACGAGGAUGAGGAGGAAGAGGAGGAGGAGGAAAUGGAGGUGGAUUGA